AUGCUAUCUGAAACAAUUCUUACAAUUCUUCAAUCAAAUAUAAGUUGUUUCCUGAAGCAAAGCAAAAUGGCUGAAAAUAAACCAUCAUCAAAUUUCCAAGACAUUUAUGUCGUUCUUGACUUGAUGGAAAGUGAUUUGCACCAGAUUAUCUAUUCAAAGCAACCAUUAACUGAGGAACAUAUUCGGUAUUUCCUCUACCAAAUUCUUCGAGGACUUAAAUAUAUUCAUUCUGCUAAUGUUAUUCAUCGGGAUCUGAAGCCAAAAAAUCUGCUUGUACGUGAGAACUGCCAUUUAAGGAUUGGAGAUUUUGGUAUGGCACGAGGAAUAUCUUCUUCCCAGUCUGACAAUGAGAAUUGUUUUCUGACACUGUAUGUAGCCACUCGAUGGUAUCGGGCACCUGAGAUUAUGUUUUCUCUAUUGGAUUACAGUAGUGCAAUGGACAUGUGGUCAGUUGGGUGCAUCUUUGCAGAAAUGUUGGGACGCAAACAUUUGUUUCCAGGGAAAUAUUAUAUCGAACAAGCCCAAUUAAUUAUUGAUGUUCUUGGCUCACCAUCUGAAAAAUUUCUUUCUGCUUGUAAAUCUGACAUUAUAAAGACAUUCAUCAAACAAAUGGAGAAGAAAAAUCCAGUUCCCUGGUCAACUCUCUAUCCUAAAGCAAGUCGAAGAGCACUUGAUUUGCUUGGCAAAAUGUUGGUCUUGAAUCCAUCCGAUCGUGUGACUGUUGAACAAGCCUUGAGGCAUCCCUACUUCACUGGUUACCAUGAUCAAGAUGAUGAACCAAUUUGUGUUCCUGCAUUUAAUUUUGAUUUUGAAAAACAAGACACAACAGUUGCUCAGUUCCGAGAAGCUAUUUAUGAUGAAAUAAUUGAGUUCCAUGAACAAAAAAAUCCUGUACUUAACUUCAACCCAGUGCUGCGUCCAGCUCCAAAAACAAAUGAAAAUGUAAAAAAUUCACUUGGUGAUUCAUCUUCUUUGAGACCCUCUUCACUUAGCAGCUCUCUUGAAAUAACUGAACAAGGUGCUGCUUUGCAAGCUUAUGUCAAGCAAUUACGUGAAAGAUUCAAGUCAUCAUCAACUGCUGACAAGAUCAAACAUUCUUUACAAGCAGGAGGGAAAGAGAACCAGCAAUUGUCUAUAACUUGUCAUUAUUUGUCUAAGGAGUCAGUCUCUGAUUCAACAAGCAAUUCCACUUCAGGUAAAAGUUCAAUAUCCUGCAAAAGCCUACUGUCUGUUUCUACAUUAUCUGAUGAUGUGGAAAUGCUCAGUGCUAAAUCAACUGAAUUAAAAAUGGAUUCUACUUCCUCAUUGCCAAAAACUCCAGCAUCUCAAACUCAGGAUUCCCAGGGUUCUGGAUCUGAUAACCAGACAAUUUCUGCUGAUACCAAAGAACUUAUUAAAGCUGCUCUGAGAAAUGCAACACUAAAGAAACGAGGAGAAAAUGAAGUGAAAGAUGAUGGAAGGCCUCGUCCAGUCACUGCAGCUCAGCGUCAGCGCGAACGUGAAGAUAAGCGACGUAAAAGAAGAGAGCGAGCCUUAAAACGAAUGAAAGACAAAAAAGAUGCGGACACAGAAGAACAACUAUCUGAUGCAGAUAAAGAACUUUUGGAACGUUGGAAGAACAUGCAGACUCAGAAAUCCACUUCACAAUUAAUAAAAAAUGUUACUAAUUCAAAUAAUACAACACCCUCAAGUUCACUGACCUUGUGCCCUGAACAAGAGCCUCUUCCUGUUCUGCUGGGCAGCACACAGCAACAAGCCCCUUGCAAUGGCAGCAUUUCUUCAGCCUUGUUUGUCCAAACAGACAUUCCACUUUCAACUGCUUCUGUUGAAGAUGGUUUCCCAAAUGUCAUGAAAUGGAAAAAUCUCUCCUUUGAACGCUCUUCUUCCAAUGAGAAUUCAAUCUCAUCCAAUAAUGUCUUUGAGAUUAUAGACAAGAAUCAGAAACAGAUUUAUACCAUGUCUUCAGAAGCUUCUUCAUUGACAUCAUCAUCUGUCGGGACAGCAGGAAAUUUGAUGUCAAACUCACCAGAAACAAAUUUCCCCAAUGGCUCAUUUCAAAAUCAGUUUUCACCUUUACCAACAAUACAGGUGAGCUGCAUUGAAGAAGACAAGAAAAAUGUAUUACAAGAAAAAUCUUUGGUGACACAACAGGGAGAAGGUUCUUCUGAUCUUAUAUCUGCUCUAAGCAAACAACUGUCAAAAUACCAAGUAGAAGAUUCUGUUCCCCCUGCCCUGGCAUUGACCCCUAAAGGUACAGGAAAUGGUUAUGGGGUUGGCUUAGACCUGGAUGCUUUUAUGGCUGAAAACCUGUCUGACAAAAAUGAUUGCAACAAAUUUCUUUCUCCAUUAUCAUCAUCUCUCCUUGCCAAUUGGAUGGAUGUGACUGCCAAUAUGGACAUUCAAGGGCUAGAAAAGGAACUGGAACUCAGUAUGCUUUCCCCAAUGGCUUUGUCUUACACUGACCUUCGUUUAUAUUCAUCAUGA
Molecule: messenger RNA, 2484 nt
Organism: Acanthosepion pharaonis
Lineage: Eukaryota; Metazoa; Mollusca; Cephalopoda; Sepiida; Sepiidae
Source: the annotation of a GenBank genome assembly